CCUCCCAGCCGCGAUGCCCUCUGCCACUAGUUCCCGCUCUUCCACUCGUUAUUCGGCGUCCCUGUGCUCCCCUGCAGAGUCUUUGCGCCUCGCUGUUGAUCAGAGGUCGCGGAUGCAGUUUGCGCCGGAGGCCGGCUGAGACCUCUACAAGUGUCAUUCCUGCCUUCUUGGUUUGCAGGGAUCGCUUCUUUGUCCAGCUGCCUUCUCCACCAGGUACGCUAUUUCUGACCGGUCGGCUGCCCAGUAGUCUGGAGGCUUAGCGGCUGCGCUGAGCCCGGACUCGGUUUCGGGCCGGACCAGGAGGCGGUGACAACCCCUGUUCAGCGCUCCUAGACUCUCAGAGCGUGGUUUUCCCGCGGUCACCAGGGACCCUGCUGGCGGAAGACAGGCCGCAGCGGGACCUGCUGAGAUUUUCAGCUACUGAUGUUACAAACAAAAUAUUGGAACAUAGAGUUGAGGAAAGUACUUAAACCAGAUUUUUCUUCAGGUAGUUAAAAAUAUGGAUCCUGAAGAAGGGGUACCUCCGACUGUCAAAGUGACACCUCUUCAACAAAUGCUUGCCUCUUGUACUGGAGCUAUACUGACAUCACUAAUGGUGACACCCCUGGAUGUUGUUAAAAUUCGACUCCAAGCCCAAAACAGACCAUUUUUCAAAGGAAAAUGUUUUAUAUAUAGUAAUGGACUUAUGGAUCACUUAUGUGUCUGUGAAGAGGAAGGAAACAAAGCAUGGUAUAAGAAGCCAGGAUUUUUCCGGGGAACAUCGGAUGCCUUUUUGAAAAUCAUUCGAAAUGAGGGGAUUACAUCCCUGUGGAGUGGCCUUCCCCCUACCUUAGUAAUGGCAGUUCCUGCCACAGUUAUUUAUUUUACCUGCUAUGACCAAUUAACUGCUCUCCUGAGAUCUAAAUUGGGAGAAAAUGAAAGCCGCAUACCAAUUGUUGCUGGAAUUGUGGCCAGAUUUGGUGCAGUAACUGUGAUAAGUCCAUUAGAAUUGAUAAGAACCAACAUGCAAUCUAAGAAGUUUUCUUACAAGGAACUGCAUCAGUUUGUCAGCAAGAAAAUAUCUGAAGAUGGUUGGAUUUCCCUUUGGAGAGGUUGGGCUCCUACUCUUUUUAGAGAUGUACCAUUCUCAGCAAUGUACUGGUAUAACUAUGAAGUUUUAAAGAAAUGGUUGUGUGAGAAGUUAGGUGUAUAUGAACCAACGUUUAUGAUCAACUUCACUUCAGGGGCAUUGUCUGGUUCUUUUGCAGCUGUUGUGACUUUGCCAUUUGAUGUGGUAAAAACACAAAAGCAGACACAACUUUGGAUGUAUGAAUGUUAUAAAAUUCCUGAGCCCACGUCAACCUGGGCUAUAAUGAAGAACAUUGUUGCUAAGAAUGGGUUUUCUGGAUUAUUUACAGGCCUAAUUCCCCGUUUAGUUAAAAUUGCUCCUGCUUGUGCCAUUAUGAUCAGUACAUAUGAACUUGGAAAGGAUUUUUUCCAGAAACAAAAUGCUCAAAGACAGCAAUACUAGUGAUGCUGUUUCAAUUGGAUAUAACCAUGGCCAAAUAAUAAGAUGGAGACUGCUAGGCUAGAGCCUUUAUGUUAUCUUACAAAGAUUUUGUAUCCUUCCUGCCAAUAAGUGAAAUGAAUUCCUACCUUGAUUCUACAUCAUAAUCCUUAUUUUUAAAUUAGUUUUGUUAUCCUAAUUUUUGAAAUAUUGGAAGAGAUUUUCCAGAAAUCACAACCAUAGAGCUUUUUAUAAAGAAAAACUAUUCCUUCAUACUGGAAGCAAUAAUCUGAGUUAGAUAUUAAAGAAAUAACAUUACCAUUAUUUCCGCAAGAGAGAGUGGUUUUGCUGAUUGUAUUAAAUGUUCACCAAAGUCAAACAUGGGUGUAUAGUGGAAAACAUUGUAUUUAGACUAGUAACAAUAAUGCUUUGGCACAGCCAUGCUGUAAUUCAUGUAUCAGUGUUCAUGGAGCUCUCUAGAUCACUCCUCUAUUUGCUUGUUGUGUUAAAUUUGAUAUUGUUAAUACACUAUCAGUCACAGAAUAUUUCCAAAAUUAUCUUUGAUGAUAUACCCCUAACAUUAGUAUGCUAGAACAAGAGACUAAACGGACAGCAGUUUUCUUGAAGAAAUAGCUUUUGGUAACUACAGGCUAACGCCUAAGUAAUUUAGCUUAUGAAUGUAAGAAAUGAUAUUCUUUUUUUAUAUUUGUUUAAAUGUCUUAGGAUAUACAUCCUCUUAAGAAAAAGCACUUUAUUGAAGUCUAUGUGUAUUUUAUGAAAAUGUGAAGCAUUUUUGCCCCUAAAAUAGGUAAUAUAUUUAGGUGAUAAAUCUCUAGUGUUCAUGGAGGAAUUAAUAUAUUUGUAUUACAGUAGAAAAGAAUGUUUUGUGAGAAAUAAACUGUAUAGAAUUUGUAUGUAACCUUUUGUGUUUUUAUCCUGUUGCUUUACAUUAAAUUUGCAACAUGUCCAUAAAAACAUGAAAUAUUUAUGAUCUUAAGUUAAUUGUCAUUAAAAUAUUUUAAGUUAAAAUUAUCAUUAGCUAAAUAUUUUCAUAUAACGUGUGUGUGAACGUUUAUCUUAAACACUGCCAUUUAACAGUACUAAACUUACCCUGGUUUUGCUGCUUCUCUUUGAUAACUUAUUGGUAGAAAAAGGCAGAAAUAUUGAAAUUUAGGGCUGUGCUUCAAAAAGCAGUCACAUGUCUGCUUAUAAAUACCAGAAGGGAGAUGCCCAGCUAUACCCCCAGUACUAAUGGCACUUGUGGAAAAUUGUUACUAUUUAUGACUAAAAUAACCUGAAUCUAAUUCCCUAGAUUUUCUAACACAUGUUUACCCACACUGUAUCUGGAUGAAAAGAAGGAUGAAAGCUUCAGCUUUUUCUCUACAUCAGUAAAUAGGCAUUAAUACUUUUUUU
This is a messenger RNA of Phyllostomus discolor (pale spear-nosed bat), 2899 nucleotides long. It is a transcript of the gene SLC25A40, whose product is annotated as solute carrier family 25 member 40. NCBI's taxonomy places the organism in Eukaryota, Metazoa, Chordata, Mammalia, Chiroptera, Phyllostomidae. Gene Ontology annotation, biological process: mitochondrial transmembrane transport. The record is from RefSeq and is a predicted model, not a curated record. Bases 500 to 1510 code for a protein of 336 amino acids. The transcript is spliced from 12 exons.